Molecule: messenger RNA, 759 nt
Organism: Pichia kudriavzevii
Lineage: Eukaryota; Fungi; Ascomycota; Pichiomycetes; Pichiales; Pichiaceae
Exons: 1
Coding region: 1-759 (252 amino acids)
Biological process (GO): C-terminal protein methylation
Cellular component (GO): endoplasmic reticulum; membrane
Molecular function (GO): protein C-terminal S-isoprenylcysteine carboxyl O-methyltransferase activity
Source: RefSeq, a predicted model, not a curated record
AUGACAGUACCAGAUGCUGCAUUUAAGGUGGUAACCCCUUAUAAACCAAAUCCUAGUCUGAAUUCACUUCCAAAAAUUUCCAAACUCUCCUAUCUGCUAGGUAUAGCUUCGGGUAUCUCACUGACAAUCACUCUCCAGAAUUGGCACUCGUUCCCGGCCUUCCCAAUCUAUGUCUUAUUCAUAUCUGCCUUUCAUUUCUUGGAAUUCUAUAUAACGGCAUCUUAUCAACCAGGCCGUGUCACAGACGACUCCUUCGUUCUUGAUAACCCAGGAUAUCAUGUCGCUCAUGGCAUUGCAAUCCUAGAGUACGGUAUUGAAAACUACAUGUUUCCUAGCCUCAAGUCCAGCUUCAAUGGCGUCAAACUCGUUGGUCUAUCUGUUGUUUUGACGUGCCAAUCAAUUAGAACUUUGGCAAUGGUCACUGCAGGCAUUAACUUCUCCCACGUUAUUAAAAACGUCAAGGAAAAUGACCAUACCCUAAUACAGCAUGGAAUUUACUCCAUAUUCCGCCACCCCUCUUAUUUCGGAUUCUUCUAUUGGGCCCUUGGAACUCAGAUCUUGUUAUUAAAUCCAGUUUCCUUCGUCUUGUUCAUGUUCCUACUUUAUGCGUUUUUUUCAUCGCGCAUCCCUUACGAGGAGGCCUAUCUGUUGAAGUUCUUUGGCGAACAAUACAAAGAGUACAUGGCUAAAUCUUGGAUAGGAAUACCUUUUAUCUAUUCGUCGUUUGGUUUUAAAGAAAAGAUGAAGAUUGAUCAUUGA